UCCAGAGCUUUAACUGAAGCCGGAGUUCCCAACGUGCUUUGGGCUGAACCCAUGAUGAACUGCUAUACCAUCCCAACCAGUGUUUUCGGCACAGAUUUCAUUGUACCAGACCACCUGUUAUCUCAGGCAAAGGCAGCCCUUCUAGAGCAGGGGUUUACAAUUUGCAACAGAGGGGACGACUGCCACCUGAAUAGGCAGGAUGCUUACACAAUAAUUCCCGCUGAUCACGUCCAUUGUCCGUUGGACGCUAUUCGAGAAAUGACGGGUAUGGAUGACCCUGACAAUACCUCGGUGGUAAAGCUCCACAAGAAGUCCGACUAUCUCUGGACCUUUCCAGACAUUCCGAUAGGGCCUGCGACAGCUGGAGAUCGUUAUUACAUGGCAGCAGACGAUCCCCUUUUGCCUCAAGAUACGAUGGAGAAAAUAGGGCGAUUCGAGCCGGGAUUAUUUCCGGUCAAGAUUCUUCGCCCGACUAAGUUCUUUGAAGUGCUAUAUCUACUAUACUCCCGAGAC
This is a messenger RNA of Aspergillus steynii IBT 23096, 513 nucleotides long. RefSeq lists its product as uncharacterized. The record is from RefSeq and is a predicted model, not a curated record. The transcript is spliced from 2 exons. NCBI's taxonomy places the organism in Eukaryota, Fungi, Ascomycota, Eurotiomycetes, Eurotiales, Aspergillaceae. The annotation marks the transcript as partial.